UCUCCACGCCCGAUAUGUCCCACAAUCCUCGAAGGCAGCAUUGGAUUCUGGGCUGGACAGGAAACGACGGAGACGCGCAGCGUGUCUCCUCAUCAGCUCCGGCAGAGAAGAAUGGGAAAGGGAAAAGGCUUGUGUGUGUAGACGAGGCAACGUGUGAAAACAUGAGGACGACGGGCAGUUUUGACUAGUUAGCUUUUUAAAAAAAAUAGAUAAUUACACGUAUCAUAUCAGGAGUUUUCUUCGUCCCCCCCUCUCCCCAACCCCUCCUCCGAGGGCAGGGAUAUUUGCUCCCAUUGGAGAACACAGGGGAGGAGAGGACCCUCUUUGUGAAUCCCAUUUGACUGGGUUAAAAUCACAGAGUGGAGCAUUGGUUUCGUCUGAUCUUUAACCUCAAUAGGAAGGACACAAAGCCACUUCAGAGAUGGAGCAGGUAUCAGAUGAUGAGUUGGACCAUGGAGCGGAGGAGGACAGUGAUAAGGAGGACCAGGACCUGGACAAGAUGUUUGGAGCCUGGCUGGGAGAGUUGGAUAAGCUCACACAGAGUCUGGAUGAUGGCAGGCCGCAGAAAGCAAUGCAGAAGCCUCCUCUCAGACAGGAGACAAACAUGGCCAACUUCUCCUACCGCUUCUCAAUGUAUAACAUAAACGAGGCGUUGAACCAGGGAGACACAGUGGACCUGGAUGCCCUGAUGGCCGACUUGUGCUCAAUCGAACAGGAGCUCAACACCAUUUCCAGACCAAACUCAACGUCUCGUGGCCAGAGCAAAGGCCAGCAGAGGGCCACUGGGGGGCGUAGUGCUAGUACCAAGCACACAGGCACCAGUGGAGGGGGAAGCAGCGGAGGAAGCACCAGUAGCAGUACCCGGGCAUCGCCGGCCAACACAGUACGAGGCGGCAGCAUCAACGCCCGCCCUGCUGCCUCCAACAUCUCCCUGGAUGACAUCACCUCUCAGCUGGAGAAGGCCUCUCUCAGCAUGGAUGAAGCGGCUCGUCAGACCUCCUCCUCCUCCUCCUCGUCCUCUUCUUCAUUCUCCUCUACCACACUCCGGCGGCCCUCGUCGGGGUCGUCUGGAAGCGGGCAGCACCGCAGGACAGGCUCAGUGGGCGCGGUGAGCGAGCAGGAAGCUCCUUCCCAGCGGUCCAGUGUAAAUUCAGCGUGUGCCUCGGCGUCCAGCAUGGACUCCCUGGACAUUGAUAAAGUGAUGACGGGAGGAGAUGUGGAGGGCCAGAGCAGCCCAAGCACACAAGGACAAAACCAGACCAACACUGAGCAUGUUACACUGCGACGGGCCAAUGGUAAGCCAGCCAGACGGCAGCUUGACUUCACCUCACAAGAGGAUGAAGUGGAUCGGGCCACUCACUCCUAUCUGGACCGAGAAACCUCACUCAUUCUGAAAAGCAUAGCUGGAAAGCCUUCUCACCUCCUGACCAAGGAGGAGCAAGCUGCCAAAUUGAAGGCAGAGAAGAUCCGAGUCGCCCUGGAAAAAAUCAAGGAGGCACAGGUCAAAAAGCUGGUGAUCAGGGUCCACAUGUCAGAUGAGAGCUCCAAGACCAUGAUGGUGGAUGAGCGGCAGACAGUCAGGCAGGUGCUGGACAGUCUGCUGGACAAGUCACACUGUGGCUACAGCCCUGACUGGUCGCUUGUGGAAACCAUCACUGAGCUACAGAUGGAACGUAUAUUUGAGGAUCACGAGAACUUGGUGGAGAAUCUGUUAAACUGGACCCGGGACAGCCACAACAAGCUUAUGUUCAUUGAGCGCAUUGAGAAAUACGCUCUUUUCAAGAACCCUCAGAACUAUUUGUUGGGGCGGAAGGAGACAUCAGAAAUGGCUGACAGGAAUAAAGAGGCUUUAUUAGAGGAGUGCUUCUGUGGCGGCUCGGUUUCUGUGCCAGAGAUUGAGGGUGUCCUGUGGCUUAAGGAGGAUGGGAAGAAGUCGUGGAAGAAGCGUUACUUCCUCCUCAGGGCAUCGGGGAUCUACUAUGUCCCAAAGGGCAAAGCCAAGGCGUCCAGAGAUCUCGUGUGCUUCCUGCAGUUGGACCAUGUUAACGUGUAUUACGGCCAAGACUACCGCAGCAAAUACAAGGCUCCUACUGACUACUGCCUGGCCCUGAAGCAUCCACAAAUCCAGAAGAAGUCACAGUACAUCAAGUAUCUGUGCUGUGAUGAUGUCAGGACCCUGCACCAAUGGGUGAAUGGAAUUCGAAUCGCCAAGUAUGGAAAGCAGCUAUAUGUGAACUACCAGGAAGCCAUGAAGAGGACAGAGGCAGCCUAUGAUUGGUCCUCCCUCUCUACUUCCAGCAUCCGAUCAGGCUCCAGCUCUGCCAGCAUACCUGAGUCCCAGUCUAAUCAUUCAGGCCAUUCAGACAGUGGUGUAGACACAGGCUCCUCUCAUGGCCGGUCCCAGAGUGUGGUGAGCUCCAUUUUCUCUGAGGCCUGGAAGAGAGGUACCCAGAUUGAGGAAAACUCCAAGAUGAGAAUGGAGGCAUCCAGAGGGGGCACCCUGCCGCAUGCUUCCCACAGUCACCGGCACCACAGCCAGCAUUCAGUCGACCACCCAGCCCUGACGCCCCCUCCUCAGUCCCAGCCCCAGCCCCAGCCCCAGCCUCAGCCUCAGUCCCAACAACAGCACCCACCGCAGCCUCAGCCCCAACAACAGCACCCACCACAGCCUCAGCACCCAUCAGUGCACCCCCAGACACCGACCCAGCCACAACACCAGCACCUUCCUCCCCAGCCUCAGUCUCCUCAACAGGCCCUGCUGCCACCACCCCAGUCGCCUCAGCGCCCUCAGCAGCCGCCACAGUCUCCACAGCAACAGCAACAGCCACAGCCACAGACCAUCAGCAGCUACAACCACACGCCCCCACAGGAGCAACAGCCAGCUCCUCCAGCCCCUCCUCCUCCGCCGCCGCCGCCUCCUCCCCCUCCACCACCCCCAGUUCAAAUGGUGUCACAUCACUCACCGGCUCCCACCAUGUACAAAUACAGCACGAUCACCAGGCUGCAGAACCAGAAGGCCUCCCAGGCUGCCAAUCACCACAAGUUGCCCAGUCACCUCCAUGCAACAGCACAGCAAGUUCUACCCCCAGCCCCGACACCACCCAUAGCUCAGGUGUCCAUCAGACCCAAUGUCAAUCACAUUGCGGCAAGGACUAAUGUCCCGCCUCCCCCUCCACCUCCUCCUCCCCCUCCACCAUCCAUGCCAACCCCUGGGUCUGCCAUGGCUGUGUUGAAGCUGGGCCCCCCCAGCCCAGCCACCCCACCUGCCUUCAUUCCUCCGCCCCCAGCACCUCCACCUGCUCCACAGACCAAUGGAAUAGCAUUUCCCCCCCCUCCUCCCCUCCCUCAACCCCCGGCUGCACCAGCUCCCAUGAGCCAGCCUGUUUACCCCAACGGGCUGAAGCAGGCACUGAAGGAUAGGUUUCCCAGCCCACCACGGGACCUCCUGUCUGCAAAUGGAGACCUUGAGGAUUCUCCACCACCUGCCCCUGCUCCACCACCCCCACCUCCGCCACCCCCACCACCGCCGCCACCUCCUCCUCCUCCCCAGCAGUUCCCAGUGCCAGCUCAGUUUCCACCCCCUCCUGUGCCACCACCAGCGCCACCCAAAACCUUCACCCCAGGUUUUGUGCCUCAUUCUGCCUCCAAGCCCGUGUCACCUGUCUCACCGUUCCCUCCUGCCCCACCUCCUGCUGCCUUAGGGGGCCCGACCCCGCCACCACCUCCUCCCCCACCUCCACCCGCACCUUUCAAGAAGCAGUUCAGCCUCCAGGCCGGCUACACCUCCAGCCAUCCCCCUCCGACUCUGCCCAAACAGCACAGCCUGUCUAAACCAACACCCAUUUCCACAGGAGCCCCUCCUACCAUGUCUUUGGUGAAACAACUAGCAAGUCAGUUUCCAGGAGCUUCAGCCCAAGUAGCAAAUCACACAGAGAUCCCCAAAGCCCCCCUCUCCCCACCUGCAGUCAAGACGAAACCAAAAUGGCAGCCUGGGGGCGGCCAGCAGCUACAGUCUCCAGAGUUCCCUCCUCCUCCAGGCAGCAACGUUGGCUUCCCUGCCCCUCCUCCUCCUCCACCGCCUCCCCCAGCACCUGUCACAGGCCCAACUCCACCCCCCCCUCCCCUCCCUCCUGGAAACCUGGGCUCUCCCAUGAAGAGGUCACCCUCUGGCUCCUCCAAUUUUGGAGGCAAGAAACCCCCUCCUGCCCCCCAGAGGAACUCCAGCGUCAAGUCCGAUUCCUCAGCCUCCUAUGAGGAAUCCAGGAGGAACUUGCUCAGCAAGUUUGCUCCCCAGAGCAACACCCCUCCUUCCUCCCCAUAUCCCAGCACCUCCUCUACUGGAUCCCCUUCCAAGGACCACUCAGCUGGACCCCCUGCUCCCCCGAAACCAGGCAAGCUCAACCUGGCCAACCUGCCCUUGGCACUCCAGGCCAAAGUGAGCCAGGCGAAGCAGUCCAGUGGCGACUUCCCUUCCCCACCACCUGAGUGCGCCUACUUCCCACCUCCUCCCCCGGCCUCUGAGCUCUUCCCCCCUCCUCCGCCUCCUAGCAGUGACACCCAUAGCGGAGGACCUCCUAGGGUAGCUGUGGUCAAUCCCCAGCCCCAGGCUCCCCCUCCUCCACCGCCUGUCUCCCUUGUCAGCAACUCAACAUGGGGAAAGAGCUCACUGAAAAAGACUCCCCCACCCACGCUCGUGCGACGUAGUAACACCACCACUGAGCCCCCUCCACUCUCGCCACCUCCACCCACCUCCCCAAAGGGCAGCUCAGGCCAGCCCAAUUUCCUGGAGGAUCUCAACCGGACACUGAAGCGAAAGUCAGUGGGUCGCCAGGGUUCUCUCAACUCUGCUGGCCUCUCGGGCAAGUUGGACCCUGUGGGGACCAUGGACGACAUGGCGCUGCCUCCGCCACCCCCUGAGCUGCUCCUGGACCCAGGAAAGCAAAGCAAUGGAGGAAACGGUGGCUACUUGUCCGGUAACAUCUCAGGCUAUGCAACACUACGACGAGGACCCCCACCUGCACCACCCAAACGGGGGGACGCCACCAAACUUACUGGAGAGUGCUGAAUUUGGAGAUCAUGACGCAAUGAAGAUGGAUGAAUAGACAAUGAAAGAAUAUAUGGAAGUGAACAUUCAUUCGUGAACUGGGAGUGAAUUUCUGGAUUCCUUUUGUCCUCUUGGGAUCACAGUGAUAAAUAGGUGACUGUGUAUAUACCAAAACCCAAACCAGACCGUGGUCAAUUAGUGUUCGCUAAAUAUUGCUUUUUUUUUUUCUUUUUUUUUUAACAUGCAUGGCAGUCUGGAUCAGUGGGGUUUACAAUAUUGGGGCGAUUAAGACUGGAGCAGGUAGGUUUGAGAUCAGAGAAAAGUAAGAUGGUCUUAAUUUUCUGUGAUUGUCUAAACUCUCUGGAACAUAUUGUAUUGCCCCGUAUGGUAAGCGCCACCCAUCCAGUACACCAAGCACAUUUAAAUAAACACUAAUAAGAACUGUGCAAAUGUUACUGGAUCCACGUCUGAGCCAAACCAUGUAUCCGCUUCUUUGCCAUAAGUUUGUGCCACGUACUGGAGACAAAAAAAGGAAGGAAAACCACGUCAGGAUCUUACUGCUUUGGUACUGCAUGGACCUCAUGUAACAACAAGCUGUAAAACAUGAAGCUGUUCUGGUGUGUGUGCAUGUGUGAGAGAGAGAAACUGAUGCUAAAUGUGCAUACAUGCAUUGUGUGCAUGCAUGUAUGUAUCAUUAUAUGGUGGCGAAGUAGUUGACCGUUAGGGAAGGCCUUUGUGGAGCGGUUUGCUUUUAUAUGAAAUAAUUUAAUGACUGAUAAAUGGAAGGAUUUUUUUUUUUUUUACAAGUCUGUCUUUUAAUAGCUGGUCAUCAAAGACUAGAGAGGAACACAACGAUAGGGCACAAUGGAAUGUAUAUGUAAGGCGUAUUUAAAACAUUAUGAAUAACUCACUUUAAAACAAGGAUUCAGUAAGGUAAAACUUUCAAAUCUGUUGUCCCAAACAUUUCUACACUGUUUCACCACUUGGCAAAUGCAAAUCAGAAGGAAGCCUUAUUCUGAAAGUCUUGCACAGAGGUCAAAGCAGAAAGGAGAUUUCUUCCAAACGGCUCAGCAGAGUCUGGACUGUGCAACUGGAGAAAAACUAUACUUUUAAUUUAAUGCAAACUUUUAAUGGACCUCUGUAAACGGAGAGGAAGGCCUGUGCUGGUGUAUCUUCGUGGACUGUGUGAGUUCCCUGUGCGUUGGCUUGAUUUUGGACCUUAUCCUUCAGUUUGUAUCUGUACAGUUGCCGCUGCUACUCCGUCACUGUUGGUCCCCGCCGCCUUCUUAAAUCACGUGGCAUCGCAAUCCAGGAAGUUGAAAGAACAGAUUGGAUUCAGCCAUGUGAACUGUACUCAUCUUGUCCACACGAGGUGACCGCGUUGAAAUAGAUACAUUUGUCUGGUCAAUGUACAGAGCAUUAAAACGUGUAGUCAAUAACAGAAAUCAUCUGAGUGGCAUUAGACUGAAUGUUGCUUUCAUCUUUGGGCGUUGAUCGUAUCUUGUUUCAUCCAUGGUGCCAUUAUUUCUUCAGCCCUUAGUGCGCAGGAACUAAGGUUAUCUAUUUUGUAUCUACAGCGUGGAUCAUGAGGGGUUUCAGUUUCUGGCUGCAAUGCCUUUAUUUUUAGGGUGCUCGCGCUGUCCUUCAAGUAAAUCAUUCUCAAUAUGUCCAUGUGUGCCAGGACGACAUAUCAAUAAAACUUCACACCGUUUAAACUGGUUUUAAAUUGGCUUUGGUGUGGAAAUGUGUGCUGUGGAAAUGGUUUUACAUGAUAGAGUUCAGAGGCGAUCAUUAUAUCCAUGGUCGAUUCCAAAUGAGGCUUGUUAAACAUGCUAUUCUUUUGUCCUACUCCACCACAGUUGUGUGAUUGCCACUUGAAGGCAGUGUACCAUGUCUUAUAACUGAAUAUCAUCAUCCUUAACAGGAUUGUUUGCUACAGUACAGUAUGUAAGUUAUUGAUGUGCUGAUGUGAACAUGUGGGGCCAAAUGAAAUGAAGAAAAAUGGUUGCAGAUGGAGUAAACGUGUCCUCUUGCAUAUAAACUGAAAAUCACAAUAUAAAUGUUCAAACCAGACCUCCA
Xiphias gladius (swordfish) is the source of this 7123-nucleotide messenger RNA. It is a transcript of the gene raph1b, whose product is annotated as Ras association (RalGDS/AF-6) and pleckstrin homology domains 1b. NCBI's taxonomy places the organism in Eukaryota, Metazoa, Chordata, Actinopteri, Istiophoriformes, Xiphiidae. The transcript is spliced from 18 exons. Gene Ontology annotation, biological process: signal transduction. The record is from RefSeq and is a predicted model, not a curated record. Bases 422 to 5065 code for a protein of 1547 amino acids. Gene Ontology annotation, cellular component: cytosol; plasma membrane.